Metopolophium dirhodum (rose-grain aphid) is the source of this 1658-nucleotide messenger RNA. RefSeq lists its product as uncharacterized. The transcript is spliced from 6 exons. The record is from RefSeq and is a predicted model, not a curated record. The coding region runs from base 505 to 1452 and encodes 315 amino acids. NCBI's taxonomy places the organism in Eukaryota, Metazoa, Arthropoda, Insecta, Hemiptera, Aphididae.
GAUAAGAUAAUAACGGCUUUAUGCUGGGCACCAUCGUUGACCGUAAUGACUAAUGAAUAUUCGUUUGGAAGUUUUCAAAUUUAUUUCCAUCAGUCCGUCGACCGUCAUACAACGGCUGUGAGUGGUCCGCCCGCCAGUUGCCGAUAAUAAUAUAUUAUAAUAAAUAAUAAUAUUUUAAUAACCGUCUCGUUUGUGUAAUAGUAAUUUAAAUAUACCUAUUUAUAAUGUACCGUCAAUGUUACCAGUUAUGUCUAAAAUGUUUUUAUGUCAACUAGAGUUAUUUGGAAUACAAUUAUUUAGGAGGUACCUAUACCGGCUACCAUCUACUUACACCUACACAAUCCAUUUUUCCGUUGUUGUUUGUUAGUAGUACCGAUUUUAAAUUGUUCUAUAUGUAACACGACAUACCUAAUUAUAUAUUAUAUAUAUUAAUCAUAUAUAUAUCAACUUAUUUGCCUACCUAUUUUUAAAUAUAUUGUUUGAAUCAAUCAAGUGCCUAAAAACAUGGAAUCGCCAUCUGUGAUAUUGGAAACGAAUAAACGUUAUUUCAUCGAAGACAAAUUUCUAAUUGUAAACUGUUUCUACGAUCAAAAGAAAAUUAGACCAUGGCUUAAAGAUUGGAUUGGACUAUACCCGUGUGAUAAUGUAAAACUAUACGAACCAUUGAUAUUUGAAUAUGUUAUGGACCAUCCAAGGAUAGAUGGUAGUUGUUAUAAAAUUAAAUUUGUACCACAACUAUUUGCUAAAUCCAUCCAUUGUUCUGGUAAAUACCAGUUUGUGUACGUGGAUUCCUAUUUUAAGGUUAUUGCAACUAGUAAUCCAUUUCAAUUUGUGCAUAAGAAUGAUUGUAACUGUAACAGUUCUCUGUCUCAAUCAAAUUGUAUGGUUCACAUAAAAAUAGGGCAGGAUAUUAAUUCAGUAGUUCAGCGUUUGAAGUGUCUUGAAGCAAGAUUACUUGAGUUUGAAAAAGGUAAACAAGAAGCAAUGGAGCUUAAUGAACAGCUUGUAAAAAAAUUGAAAGCUUGUGAAAUGCUUAGAUCUAGAGGUGAACAAUUUAUUGAUGGCCUUUAUAAAGCACUUGAUCAAGGAAAACCAGUGAAGUUAACAAACUCUAAAGGACAUACACGUUGGAUCAAGCGAAUGCGAACUACUGAAAUAAGAAACCAUGUAAUAUCUACCAAAAUAGUCAGAAAUGAAGUAUAUUUAACAGCAAUCAUAAAUACUCAAGAACAAGAAAUACAGAGAUUACGUGCCAUUAACAAUGAGCUUUGUAAUACUAACACAUAUUUGAAGUAUUAUAAUCAGCCGGGUCACAUUUAUGAACCACAAUUUACUGAAACCAUUGAUGCAGAAGAUGUUCAACAGUUUAAAUCAUUAAGUAUUGAAUCAAUUCCUUCUGCAGUAGUCAAAUUUAUCGAUGACUCAGAGUUAAGUGAUGACUACUGCGAAUAAACAUUCUAGCCACCUACACAUUUUGUCUGUUUAUAUAUUUUUUAUUCGACUUAUUUGUUAUUAUUCUUGUUAUUGAUUUUAUAUUUUAGUGCAAAUACAGUAUUACUAUUACCAUAAUUAAUACUUUAUUUUUAUUACAAAUAAUGAUAGUUAUUGGUAAAUGAUUUAUAUAUUUCUUAAAUAAAAAAUAUAUUUUAUACUAAGUA